Messenger RNA from Octodon degus (degu), 1682 nucleotides. RefSeq names its product REM2 and RAB like small GTPase 1 (gene Cplane2). The coding region runs from base 390 to 1163 and encodes 257 amino acids. The record is from RefSeq and is a predicted model, not a curated record. Gene Ontology annotation, molecular function: GTP binding; GTPase activity. The transcript has 5 exons. NCBI's taxonomy places the organism in Eukaryota, Metazoa, Chordata, Mammalia, Rodentia, Octodontidae.
GUGCGCAGCGUGGGCUUUUAAAGGGACCCCUCUUCACUGCAGCUGGUCCCUGGCGGGGACUGCUCUCGGUAAAGGCUGAGUGGCCCAGAGAGUCGGGAUCGGGGAGGUGGAGCAGGGCAGGCCUGCAGCAUCUCGCUCCGCCCCCGGAAGUGGUUGGGUCGGAUGCUUUAAGGAGGGGUUGUACAAAUACUCUUCCUGGGGAAUAAUGGGCUCCUGUGGUCAGCAGCAGGAGCAGGAAGGUUAGGGGCUUGCCUCUCGGUGUGGCGAGCUGGGACCCUGGGCGAGUGAGAGGGCAGUUAGGAGGGAUCACAGGUCCGGCUUCAGGGAGUUACGCCUCCCUCUCUCGCUCUCCGCGGUCUGCCGCUCCUACCUUGUGGGCGCGCUCAGUCAUGGCCAGACCCGUGCACGGCUCAGUGAUUGUCCCAGACUGGCACGAGACGGCCGAGGGCAAGGAGUACUUGGCCUGUAUCCUGCGCAAAAACCGCCGGCGGGUGUUUGGGCUGCUUGAGCGGCCACUGCUGUCCCCACCUGUGGCCAUUGACACUGCCAGCUACAAGAUCUUUGUGUCUGGGAAGAGCGGUGUGGGGAAGACUGCACUGGUGGCCAAGCUGGCUGGACUGGAGGUGCCCACCGUGCACCAUGAGACCCCUGGCAUCCAAACCACUGUGGUGUUCUGGCCAGCCAAGCUGCAGGCUAGCAGCCGGGUCGUCAUGUUCCGCUUUGAAUUCUGGGACUGCGGGGAGUCUGCACUCAAAAAGUUCGACCACAUGCUGCCGGCUUGCCAGGAGAACUCGGAUGCCUUCCUCUUCCUCUUCUCCUUCACUGACCGUGCCUCCUUCGAAGACCUGCCUGGACAGCUGGCCCGUGUAGCAGGCGAGGCACCUAGUGUCGUCAGGAUGGUCAUUGGCUCCAAAUUUGACCAGUACAUGCACACGGACGUACCUGAGCGGGACCUCACCACCUUCCGACAGGCCUGGGAGCUGCCUCUGCUGCGGGUGAAGAGCGUGCCAGGCCGGCGGCUAGCAGAUGGGCACACCCUGGAUGGCCGGGCCGGGCUGGCUGAUGUUGCCCAUGUGCUCAAUGGCCUUGCUGAACAGCUAUGGCACCAGGACCAGGUAGCAGCUGGCCUGCUUCCCACGCCCGCAGAGAAGACCCCGGACUGAGAGGUGAUGGUGUCAUGAGUGGGCACCUGUGGCCUCCACACCCAACCCUCAGGUGACCUCACAUGGAGGGCAGGACCUUGAACCUGAGCCAGGGAAUGCAUGUGGGUCCCAUCCUGAGACCUGGCAGGCAAGGGUCCCCUACCCCAGAAGCACCUCCCUAAAGGAACUUGUAGAAGUGAGGCAGGGGCACAGGGCCCCAGAAUUCAGACGUUUCUCCACCUCCUGCUGCCCUUCCCCCUUUUGCUGCACCCAUGGAGGGUGAAGGGGGCUCAGCAGUGUCCUGGAUCUCAGGCAGCUCUGACAGAACCUUCUUAGUUGAGGUGACACCAUCCACUGUAGCAGAUAAGCCUUAGAAUCCCAGUGGCCCAGCUCUGUGGAAGUGUUUUUCUCUUGUGUAUGUCUCACCUCAGGAAAAGAGAAAGUAAAGGCCUGAUCAGAGACCUUGGCAUCUCCUCAGCUCGCCCCAGGGUCCCCAUAUCCUGUCAACAGACAAGGAAUGACGGCAAAUUAAAGGUUACU